CAGAACUACAUCUCUACCAGCUUCACAUAUCUAGAAACUGAAAUUUGUGCCCAUUGUUUCUUGCAAAACAUCUUAGGUUCAGUCAAAUUUUAUGAAGAGAAUCUGUAAAGUUCAGUUUUCAAGUCACAGAUUCCCAAUUGGAUUUAGCUCUGGACUUUAACUGGGCCAUUCCAAAACAUGAAUACAGUAUGUGUUGAUCUAUAUCAUUAUAUUGUAGUUCUGGCUGUAGUUUUAGGGUCAUUGUCCUGCUUGCAGCUGAACCUCUAACAGCAUCUAAGAGGUUUUCUUUCCAGACUAGACUUUGUUGAGGUGGCUCCUUGUUCCAAUCCACUUAAAACACCUCCAACCUCCAGAUCCCAAAGGAGGAGACUGGCAUGGGCUCCCUGCAUCUGAGGGUGCCCUAACAACCAGUAAAAAGCAGGUAAAACAUUAACUUUUGUUCUGCUGACAAGAUACUGCCACUGCUUCCUUAUUAAUGGAAACAGUGGAAAGCUUGGGGCCAGAUGUCGUUCGCUAAUGGAGGAAAAGAGGUUGGCCGCUACCUCGGCAACCCACAAAUCAACACCUAAGUUGCUCUGACCAAUCAGACAGAAGACAUUACCGUUCAGAGAGAUACAACAUCAUCCUCAGCAGCUGUGAUGUUCAGCAGAACUGCUUUUUUCACAAUAUUCUAUUUUUUCAUGAAUAAUGCCUCUUUCUUACGUAACAGGACAUCUAUUUGGAGACCUUUACAGUAGAUAUCUAACUUAGAAAUUCAAUCUUCCUCCUUUUCAAAGUAAAUAUUUUCGGAGCUUAAGCGCUACCAUUGUUGUCUUUUUUUGGUGCUGGUGAGGGAAGAUGUCGUGGUUUCAGAAGGUGCGGGUCAAGGUGAACUGGACGGCACUUUUAAUUCUGGCCCACUUCACAUACCUGCUGAUUGGGGCUAUCAUCUUCCAGAUGCUGGAGAGAGAAGCUGAGAGCAACAACCGAAACCACUUCCAGCUGGAGAAGCUGAAUUUCCUGACAAAUUACACCUGCUUGGAUGGUCCUGCCUUGGAGAAGUUUGUUCAGGUAAUUUUGUAUGCCUGGGAAAAGGGAGUGAACCCCUCCGGCAACUCAACAAACCCCAGUAACUGGGAUUUCAGCAGCUCCUUCUUUUUUGCAGGCACAGUUGUUACAACCAUCGGUUAUGGUAACCUCUCUCCGAGCACUAUGUCCGGUCAGGUUUUUUGUGUGUUUUACGCACUGUGUGGCAUUCCUCUGAACCUGGCCUUCCUCAAACAGCUGGGCAAGUGUCUCACCAUCCAUCUGGGUCGAUUAGAGACAGGGAUGGUGGCUGUUGUUCCUCACAAGGUGCUGAUGUGGUUUUGUUUGCUCUGUAAUGCAGUGUCUAACUCAUACUUGUGUGUGAUGGCUAAAUCAAGUGUUGUUCUGGCCCAGAGAGCAGUGGAAGCCCUGGCAGUGAGUUUGUUCUUCAUCACCGGCAGCCUGCUGUUUCUCAUCAUCCCUCCUCUGUUGUUCAGUUAUGUUGAAGGCUGGACAUUUGGAGAGGGCUUCUACUUUGCCUUCAUUACCCUUAGCACCAUUGGUUUUGGAGAUUAUGUGGUGGGCACCGACCCAGGGAAGGACUACAUCUCACUGUACCGCAGCCUCGCAGGCAUUUGGAUCAUCUUUGCGCUCGCUUGGCUUGCUCUUAUCCUUAACAUGGGCGUGAGGAUCAUGGAAAACUUGGUUAUUCUGACUCAUCCAGGCUUUAAGAAGCAUGAUGAGGAGGACAAAGAGGUGUCUUCCAGUAAACUAGAAGUCACAUCAAAGAUCUGACUAUGGGCAUUCAAAUAUUCCCAAAUUAUAUUGAUCUACUGUUAAAUACUCCAUUUAGUUUUCUUUUUUUUCUGUAAGCUCUUUCCUAUUAUAAAAGGAGGCAAAAAUGUUUUUAUAUGUACAUAUAUUUGUGAUGUGUUGUGUUCUACCUCAAUGUGAAAGCCUGUUUGAUCAGGAAUGGUUUGUUUUUCCAUUCUCAGAUUGGUGUUUGUUUACUUCUUGUGCUCUUCUAAUUCCCACCAGUAUGAUUAGAUGUUCAAACAGGACGCUCAGAUCUGAGGUGUUAUUUCAUGGCAACAUGUCACCUAUAUGUGUGUGUGUUCAUUGAUGUCAGUUCACAUCUGUGCUUGUGUGCUGAUGGAAAACUCCGGCGAAUUGAGCACGGACGGCUAUCUUAAACCAACACAUUAAUCAGGAUGGUGAUGCGAGGUGGAAAAAAAGGAGGAUAGCCCUCGUCUGUCACUGCCUUAUAUGAAAAGCAACUAAAAGCACAUCGGUGUUCAUUUAGGAUGCCUUGCAGAAGUGUUUGUACACCUUUAGCUCUUCCACAUUUAUCAUGUUACAGUCACAAACUUUAAUGUAUUUUGUUGGGAUUUUUGUUUUAGACUUUUUUUUUUUAAAUAGUCACAGUCAGAUUGCAUAGAAGGUGUCCGUAAACAGCAAUGUUUAAGUCUUGCCACAGAUUCUCAAUUGGAUUUAGGACUGAGCCAUUUAUAAAACAGUUAUCUACAUUUUAUCACAAUCCUAAGGUUUGAGCUUAUGGUUAUCAUUUCAAAAUGUCCCUGUUGUUCAUUAUGUUUUAUAUUUUCAGAGUUAAUUCCUGUGAUCUAGUCCCUGUGUAUUUUAGUCAGUCUUUCCUUUUAUCUUUGUUCAUCUCUUGUGGUAAUUACUCUUUCUUUGCCUCAGCUCCCUCUGCCUUUUCCUUGUCUCAAUUGUUUCAUAGUUUCACCUUAUUGGUGAAAAUAUGAACUGCACUAAAUCUCUUCUCCACUCUUCCCUCAAUAUUUAAACUCUCUGUUUCUCAUUGUUCCCAGCUGGGUUUUUCCAUUUACCUGCAUCUUUCUCCGUUCCUUUCCUGGCCAGUUUUUCCACACUGGCUCCUCUCUGCCAGUUCUCCUUGUGCUUGGCUGUAAAUUAUAAAAAUUUU
This is a messenger RNA of Girardinichthys multiradiatus, 2947 nucleotides long. RefSeq names its product potassium channel subfamily K member 16-like. Bases 838 to 1800 code for a protein of 320 amino acids. Gene Ontology annotation, cellular component: membrane. The record is from RefSeq and is a predicted model, not a curated record. Gene Ontology annotation, biological process: stabilization of membrane potential; potassium ion transmembrane transport. The transcript has 4 exons. NCBI's taxonomy places the organism in Eukaryota, Metazoa, Chordata, Actinopteri, Cyprinodontiformes, Goodeidae. Gene Ontology annotation, molecular function: potassium ion leak channel activity.